This is a messenger RNA of Prunus mume (Japanese apricot), 412 nucleotides long. The record is from RefSeq and is a predicted model, not a curated record. NCBI's taxonomy places the organism in Eukaryota, Viridiplantae, Streptophyta, Magnoliopsida, Rosales, Rosaceae.
CUCGAGCAUUCGCUGCACCUGUUGUAGCAAUGUCAUGGCCAAAGGCACCAAGUUCAAUUCUCGCAAAGAAGAAACCCUCGGCGAGGAGUUUUCGGAGGUUUGGAAGGAUCACACAUUCAGAUUUUUUUUCAAUUGUACCCAGUGCUCAGCCGAGAUCGUCAUAAGGACAGACCCACAAUGUUCACACCUUGCUGUUGAGGCCGGUGCUUUGAAAUUUUAUAGUAAUGAUUUUAUCCCUUGGCUUCCCCCUAGGGUUGAGGAGAAAGAGAAGUUGGUUCCUUGCACGGGCCCAAACUGGCAAGAGAAAAGAGAGGAGGUCUUAGUUAAGAGGUUACAACAAAUUAUUAGAUAAGCAUAUUCAGAAAAGGAAGAUUGAAGAAGUGGGAGACGCCAUGAAAUCUUUGGAUUUCAA